This is a messenger RNA of Branchiostoma floridae (Florida lancelet), 1946 nucleotides long. RefSeq lists its product as uncharacterized. Gene Ontology annotation, cellular component: voltage-gated potassium channel complex; membrane. Bases 24 to 986 code for a protein of 320 amino acids. The transcript has 5 exons. Gene Ontology annotation, biological process: potassium ion transport; detection of calcium ion. Lineage: Eukaryota; Metazoa; Chordata; Leptocardii; Amphioxiformes; Branchiostomatidae. The record is from RefSeq and is a predicted model, not a curated record. Gene Ontology annotation, molecular function: potassium channel regulator activity; calcium-activated potassium channel activity.
CGGGGUAUCAGGUUACUGCAACUAUGGCAACAAGUGUCGUCAUCACGUGGGGCGUACAGGUACUAGCCGACAGUGGGUCAUACCAGUCUGUGCUCGGCACAUUUUCUCGUGUGUUGCUGGGCUUCCGGAAGACUGGACUCCCCAAGAUGGACGAAAGGAGGAAGUUGCACAAACAGUACAAGGAUUUGAAGUGUUACGGGUGGAUGGCUGCACUCCUGGCGGCGGGUGGGGCAGCCGCCAUCAUUGUUUGCGGAAUCUACAUCGUCAAGCCUGUGGUGGAAACCAACUCCCUUGAGUUCAAACACACAACUUGUACUACGACUGGGAGCUCUCUCACUGGACAAUGGAUUGAUUGCAGUUGCGGCAGAAGUUGCAGUUCCAGUUUCCCCUGUCUGCGCAUGACUGUGACGUAUGAGGGGAGCACCAAUGGUAACACCAGCAGCAGCAGCAGCGCCGUGCUGUUCGACACUGAACAAAGGCUCAAUGAUGAUGGGAACAACGCGCAGAACCGUCAGUGCGUGACAGCACCAUGCGAAAGGAACUCACGUGACAACCAAAGAGAGGUGCUGCGCUUCAACGAGACCUACGCGCCUGGGAAAAACUACUCAUGUCUGUACCAUCCAAACGCGCGCACGAAAGUUCUUCUGAAGCGACUGUUCACUUGGGAUGACAUGUUCCACUCCAUGUUGUGGAGUAGUGUCGGGUUCGUCAUCUUUGCCUUCAUCACCUUGUACAUCAUGGGAGAGUGUAAGAAGGUCAAAGACAAGAUGCGUUCCGUACAGGUAGCAGCACCGGCUGUGUCCGCGGCCCAGCCGGGGCACUUCAUCCCACCAUCAACGGCCUCAGGGCUUCCACCACCCCCGGCCUACCCUGGAGUACAGUCCGGUGACUCACUGCCCAUGCAACCCCCACCCCCGUCCCAAAAUUUGUACGACACCAAAUACUCUAACUUCUCUCAACAACAGUCAGGAUUAACAUACAGCUGAAUCCACACUCUGUACAGACUGCUCUCCAACCAAUUCCAUCUUUAAAAAAAGUUGAUGUUGUGUAUCAGUUUGAAAAUGCACGCCAAGCCUAAAAGACACUAGAAAAUGUUAGGCCUAUGUCACAAUUGCUGGGGACCAGACCGGGCAGCUUUCAGGAACGAAAAGUGUGAUAAUAAAAGACACCAAACUGCACAAGACAAGAGAACAGUCGUGGACAUUAUUUGUGUAUAUUUUUACGGUCACAUUUCUAUUUUCGUUUCCACAAACAGCCCGGCCGGUCCUUGGUUUGGCAAUGUAAUGUUAGCAUCAUGAAAACUCUCACUGAUUGUGCCUCCUCCUCUAGCGACAUGACCAGUGAAAGUGCUACUAGAAGCUUGAUAUAUAUAGUCAGGCUAUGGUAAAUGCCAUUGAUUCUACAGAUGUGUGUGUGUGUUCGUAAGAUGUGUAUAUACUUGUAUCUCUCUUUGUAUAUACAGUAUACUGUAUAGAAAUGUAGUUAACUUUUGUACCUACAUUUCAGAAAUUCCAUAAAAUUAAAAUCUUACUUAGGUAGUAAAAUAGUUGCGAUGUCGUUGCUAUAAGUUGCAUCUAAUAUUUAUUGUUGCAACGCAGUGUUGUCGUCAAUUCUGUCACCAGUUGGGAACAAUGUAGAAAAGACAGGUGAAGUCAUGUGAGGACAACAUUUUCACAUGUCAAAGGCCAGGGCAUGUGACUGACUAAAUAUAAAGACCUCCUUACGUAAGUUAGCAGGUCACGCUUGGAUGCUCUUGAAAGAACCAAGUCAGUGGUGUAUGCGGAUACAAACAAAAUGCCAUACCGCCCUUGACACUUCGCAAACACCUGUCUUUUAGCACUGUUGGAACAUUGCAGAGAAGCAAAAUACUCUUAAAUACAGCAUUUCCACUACUUAGAUAUCAGAAUAUCGUCACUUUUUGACGUACUGUUAAAGUAGUAGUAGUG